AUCCGAUAGCGACGAUUAUUUUCUAAGAUUGUGUCUAACUGCAGUUGAAGAAUAAUCUAUUCGCAAUGAAAAUUCUUUUAGUUUAUGUUUGCAUUUUAGUUCUUGCUUCAUUUAGCUCAGCUGAUGUAAAGGAACGAAUUAAAAAUGCAAUAAAAGCGGCAACACCUGAAGAGGAUGUUGAAACUUGCAUGACCGAAAAUGGUGUGACACGAGAGGACAUUUAUCGUGAAGAUCAGAUAUUAACUGAUUUACAUAAACAACCAGAAAAUGAAGAAAGAACAAGGAAAAACGGCUGCUUUUUUGCUUGUCUUUUAAAAAAAUUUGAUUUAAUGGAAGAUUCAAACAUUAAGGAAUCAAAAGUUCAUCAAGAAUUAGAUAAAGAAUGUUUGAUAGUGAGAAGUAUUACGCAAGAAUGUGAGAAAUGCUUUGAUCUGUAUGAAUGCAUUAUGAGAGCUAUGCACAAAGUAGAAGGACAUGGUGAACACGAAAUAGAAGAAACAGAAGAAGAAAAAGAAGAAACAACACAAGCUGAAUAAAAUAAUUAACUACAAAACUAUACAAUAUUAUACAACUAUACAAUACUAUACAAAUAGUUAAAACUAUAUAAUUAUAAGAAUUCAAAAAAAUUUAUUAUGUUUAAGAUAACGUACAUUAAAUAAAUAUGUAUGUAUGUUUAAUACACUACUGUAAUCAAAAAAUGUCGCGACUGAUCCAAUAAAACGCAAAUUGAAUUUA
This is a messenger RNA of Pogonomyrmex barbatus (red harvester ant), 735 nucleotides long. Its product is annotated as pheromone-binding protein Gp-9-like. Lineage: Eukaryota; Metazoa; Arthropoda; Insecta; Hymenoptera; Formicidae. Gene Ontology annotation, molecular function: odorant binding. Gene Ontology annotation, biological process: social behavior. The record is from RefSeq and is a predicted model, not a curated record.